This is a messenger RNA of Guillardia theta CCMP2712, 1185 nucleotides long. RefSeq lists its product as hypothetical. NCBI's taxonomy places the organism in Eukaryota, Cryptophyceae, Pyrenomonadales, Geminigeraceae. The record is from RefSeq and is a predicted model, not a curated record. Bases 1 to 1185 code for a protein of 394 amino acids. The transcript has a single exon.
AUGGUACCCAAGCUACUGGAGCAUGUAAACCCAUGGCUAUGCUCUCAAUUCCUGGAAGUGGUCAACCGAUCAGAACCUGCCGAGCGACACGUACAGCUUAGGGCAGCCUCGCACAAAGUUCAUAUGUCAGUCAAGCAAGAGAAACCGAACUGGAGAGAUGCGUCCAUAUACUGUAUGUUUCAGAUUGCUGCGUACGAAUCUCUCUCUCAGCUGCACAUCUCCCAAGGUUUUGCUCUUCUGAACUUGUGGAGAGGAGAUCCACCAGUCCGAAACAGUGCAGCCUCAAUCCUUGAUGUAACGUUCCAGGACGGGAAAGCUUCUCUGAUGGGAACGGCUCUUUCUAUGCUGACCUCGAGGUUUGCUUCUCCAAGGCUGGAUCCCAUUACCAUAGCUGUUUGUGCUGGAGGGGGCCGGCCUUUCUCUGACCAUGGCUCAGCGCUUCAUGUCUUGCAGAAAUUGUACAGAGAGCACAUGUGCGCCAGUUAUGAUCCUGUGAACGCAGAUGCGGUCAAGCGGGAUGGAAAUCAGCUUGAGUCGUUUGGGGCAGUAGUCAUGAUGAUCAGCAGCUGGUCUCCCCCCCAGGACCUGCUAAAGAAUAUUGCCUUUCAUUGCGGCGUGGAAGACACGAGAAGCUUGGACGAAAUUCUUGCUUCUGUUGCAAGCAAGGAAAUCUUCGUGGAGAUGCUGACAUCGUGCGUGUGUAACCUGGUCCCUCUGAAGGAGAGCGAGCGGGAGCAUUUUCUGUCCGGCGCAGUCUUGGGCUUCUACACUCGUAACAGGGAUUUACAAGGGAGGGACGGUACUUUUGCAGGGCCGACUUUAUCAGGCAAGAAGAGAUGGAAAGGGGGAGCGGAGUUCAAGAACUGGUCCUCGCCUGUUACGCCGAAACAGCUUUCAGACGUGAUCUCAGGUCUGGUGUCACACGAUCUGGAUAUCCAUGUGUUCAUGGCACCCAGCAUAUCAAAAGCAGCUUGUGACGUCCUUGAAAAAGGCACCUUUUUGAAUGAUCGUGGCACAGAGUGGCUGGUCUUGCAUUUGAGAGGAGGAACUUCAACGCAGUGGGCCGCCUUUCCUUACCGACAAGAGGAGGUUGAGACCAUCACACGUAGAAAGGUGCUGAUUAUCGUGGAGAUUGGAAUCGAAACACAACCAUUCUGCGUUAUCGGGCGGGAUAGUGGUUGUUAG